AUCUCUGUUCACUGUUCACACUGACACCGACCGAGUCUGAUCGGUGCUUCUGUAGCUUGGGUUUGUAAAUCAUAUAUACCGCAUUGGAUCUAAGAGAGUGACAUAUUGCCUCGAACCCAUACAUAUUUGUGGUUAAGUAUACAUGGUUACUUUUAAAAGAAGAAAAGGAAGACAUUCUGCGCUUUUCUUUUGGCAAAGCGAUUUUUAAAGAACGUAACGCGCAUGAAUCGGGUUAAAACAGCGCUUGGAUGAAAAAAGUACAGCUCGAUUGAAAGGAAAAGGACGAAGAGCUGGAAACAUCUUGAAAAGUAAAGAUAAAUAAACUUUUCGCGUAUACAACUCAGAUUGUAGCAGAAAAGGGAACGGUUUCUCACUGCAGACAGCAGGCAAUGGACGGGUUUGUGCGGAAGUGAAACGCAGCUUGGCUCUCCUUCUGUGCUGGGUAGGUUUUUUUUUUGUCUGGCUGUUGAAUUGAAGUAAAGGGGAAAUCGUGUCCAGGAUAGCAAAUAACACGAAUAAUUGCAAGAAUACGAGGUUUUAAAAAUACAGCGAAAGAAACGGAGACGCAUUUCUUGUUUGGGAUUCUACGUUUGUGGUAGAUCUGGCUACCUUGCGCUUUUCUUUUGGGAUCUGAGGGCUGAAGGGGGGUUGUUCAGUGUAUGCACCCUCCCCAUUUGGAUAUAAACACUGCCGAUUAAUUCAACAACAAAAACGAAGACGUAAAGGUAACUUAUUUUGAAACGACAGAGAGAGGCCUUUAAAAACAACAAUACGUUGUUUAUUUGGGAAUUCUAGUUUCUCAGAUAAUUUAGAUAAAGUUUAUUUUCACCAUUUUUCUUGCUCUUGCAUCUACUCCAAGACUCUCAACUGCUUUUUAAAAACUCUCCCCAAAGGAAAUGCCAAUCGCUACAACUUCCCAGCCCAAACAGGAACCCUGUCUUUACUCCCGGCAGCGCACCAUUUCCGACGCACUCCCCAAGCAGGGGCAUGUUUGUGAAGACAGGGGGGUGGUUUCACCCGACCAGGCCCAGAUCGGGGGUGGUGGAGCGGAGGGGGGCAGGGGGUCGGGGGGCAGUGGCAGCAGCAGGCUGCUGGCGGCUUCCUCUUCCUCUCCUAUUUCCCAAUCUCCUCCUAUCUCCUCCCCCUUAACCUCGUCAUAUCAUCACCACCCCCCUCUCAUGGAGCCCCCUAGGACUCGGUCCCGUUCCAGGUCUGGAUUUCUCAACCAAAACAUGACCAGUAGUAGUUAUCAUAAUAAUAUAACUAACAGUGGCGGCCACUUCAACCAGCACAACCCCGGCUGCGAUACAACUGUUGUCCACCCCACCGAGAAUCAACGAACGACGGGGAGCAACCCGACCUUCAGUAGCCUGAGAGCUGCACCCCCAGGAACCACCAGAGCACCUUCAGCAGGAGUUGUUGGGGCUGCUUUUCAUUGUCAGUCUGUACAUCAGGAGCACAUCUGCAAUGAAGACAGCGACAAGAGUGAAGACAGCCCGAGCCCCAAGCGCCAGCGGCUUUCUCAUUCAGUCUUCGAUUUCUCCUCUGCCUCUCCUGCCCCAUCUCCACCAAUGAGACCAUGGGAGAUGCCAUCAAAUCGUCGGCCCCCUUCAGCUAGACCCAACCAACACCAUUUCUCAGGGGAAAGAUGCAACACACCAGCUCGGAACAGGAGGAGCCCUCCCGUUAGGCGUCAGCGGGGGAGGAGGGAUCGGAUGCCACGACACAACUCAAUCAGCCAGGACGAGAACUACCACCACCUCACGUAUGGACAGCAGCCGAGUAUGGAGGAGCCUCGCGCCUUCCACCCCCCCAACGUCUCCCCGCGCCUGCUGCACCCUGCUGCACACCCCCCGCAGCCGAACACAGUCAUGGUGGACAUCCACGAGCAGAUUCAUCAGGGCACAGUUCCAGUCUCUUAUACGGUCACCACAGUAGCCCCACAUGGGAUUCCACUUUGCACAGGCCAGCACAUCCCAGCAUGCAAUACACAGCAGGUGCCAGGAUGUUCGGUGGUAUUCAGUGGACAGCACUACCCUGUGUGCAGUGUGCCUCCUCCAAUGCUACAGGCAUGCUCAGUCCAGCACUUGCCAGUCCCUUAUGCAUUCCCUCCCAUCCUCUCAAGCGAUCCCUUUCUAAUACACCCGCCCCACCUCUCUCAUCACCCUCCGCACUUGCCUCCUCCGGGUCAGUUUGUACCUUUCCAGGCUCAGCAGUCACGAUCGCCAUUGCAGAGGAUAGAGAACGAAGUAGAGCUGCUGGGAGAUCACCUUUCUGUGGGCGGGGGUUUCCCCUACCCCCCUUCAGUGCACCCCACCGCCCUGCCUCCCUCCGCACCCCUUCAAUUCCUCUCACAUGAUCCCCUCCACCAGGAGCUCUUCGGAGUACCUUAUCCACACUUCAUGCCUAGAAGAAUCACAGGUCGCAGAUAUCGAUCCCAGCAGGCAUUGCCCCCUCCACCCUAUCACUCCAGCUUCCUGCCAUACUUCCUCUCAAUGCUUCCAGUGCAGCCCAGUGUGGGACCAGCCUUUAGUUUAGAACUUGACGUGGAUGAUGGCGAGGUAGAAAACUAUGAGGCACUGCUAAACCUGGCAGAGCGACUAGGAGAAGCCAAACCCAGAGGCCUGACAAAGGCAGACAUCGAGCAGCUUCCAUCCUACAGGUUCAACCCCAACAACCACCAGUCUGAACAGACCUUGUGUGUAGUUUGUAUGUGUGAUUUUGAGUCCAGGCAGCUACUUCGAGUUUUACCCUGUAACCAUGAAUUCCACGCCAAGUGUGUUGACAAAUGGCUAAAGGCAAAUCGUACCUGUCCAAUCUGCAGAGCUGAUGCUUCAGAAGUGCAUCGUGAUUCUGAAUGACCAGUAAAAUAGCACAAUUCUUGUCUGGGUGUUCCUGUUCACAUGUAUAUACAGACUUCUCAUUGAACUUACUCCUCAUGUCCCUCUCAUUUAUCUUUUUAUUUUGGCUUCCAGCCUUCCCUUUACACAAAAAGGUGUAAUUGGACCUUUCUUUGCACUGUGUGAUUUAAUCAAAAUGUUAAGCUUCUAUAUUAUAGUCUUCAAUUAUGAAUUAUGGGAUUGUUUAUACUAACUGUGUGAUUGGAACUCCAAAGAUAAUUUCUAUAUUAUUAUUAUUGUUAUUAAUAUUGUCAUUAUUAUUAGCUUGAUUUUUAUGUGUGUGCACUAACAUUCCCUGGUUUUCGUGUGAGCAUUCCGAGUUUUGAGUGUUGCUCUAAAGAUUACAGUGGAUGUGAUCUUUAAGCAUGUGCUUUUAUAUAUGAAAAUGUAUAUUAAAAAGAAAAAAGUGGUAGCUGAAAUCAAUAUAGCAAUCUACCUUAUAUAGAGCCUUCAGAUACUGUGAGCUGGAGCGACCGCAGUGUGGAUGAGCGUGUGUUUGUAGCCACAUGUACUUGUGUGAAUAUGUGCGUAAGCGAGUGCAAUUGGUAACCCUUAUAUGCCAGCAUGUAAUGAGACAGGUGUGGGUUUGUGUACAUGUGUGUGAUAGUAAUUAUGCUGCCAUAUGUAAUCUUGUGUGUUAUUUAUACAGUACAAGUACUGUACACUGGUUUCUUCCUUUUUAUUAUAGAUUUUUUUCAUGCUAGCUGCGCAAUGAAUCCUCAGGGUGCAGCAAGUUUUGAAUUGUAUAUAGUUUGACUUUUCUGGCCUCUUCUGAGAACACAUGUCAUUGUUACACAAACCGUGCGCUUCCCCAUUUCCCUUUUUUUUAAUUUUUUUUUUUACCUAAAUAUGCUGAGGUGCGGAAAUUGUCUUUUUCUCAUGGCUGGAUGUUUGAAACGAUUGCUUUUGGUCUUGCUCUACACUGUUAAAUAAAAGUCUUAAAUAUUU
Molecule: messenger RNA, 3848 nt
Organism: Polyodon spathula (Mississippi paddlefish)
Lineage: Eukaryota; Metazoa; Chordata; Actinopteri; Acipenseriformes; Polyodontidae
Product: E3 ubiquitin-protein ligase RNF38
Exons: 12
Coding region: 897-2861 (654 amino acids)
Source: RefSeq, a predicted model, not a curated record